CUGGCGGCGGAGCAUACUACCUAGCAAAAAAGGAAAUCGAUUCACGGAGACGUGCGCAAGAACUAGCAAGAACUAGGUCCACCGAGAAACUAGAAUGGUGGCAAAAAGUUCAACAAUAUGAUCAAGCAUUGGCUAAUCAAACAUCAUCUACGUCAACGAGUGGGUCAACGAGUGGGUCAACAAGUGGGUCUAAAAGUGGGUCUAAUGAUAGAAACGUGCCACCUUAG
This is a messenger RNA of Ambispora leptoticha, 227 nucleotides long. The record is from the annotation of a GenBank genome assembly. Lineage: Eukaryota; Fungi; Glomeromycota; Glomeromycetes; Archaeosporales; Ambisporaceae.